Messenger RNA from Scheffersomyces amazonensis, 1647 nucleotides. Its product is annotated as putative amidase. NCBI's taxonomy places the organism in Eukaryota, Fungi, Ascomycota, Pichiomycetes, Serinales, Debaryomycetaceae. The transcript has a single exon. The record is from RefSeq and is a predicted model, not a curated record. Bases 1 to 1647 code for a protein of 548 amino acids.
AUGACUGUUCCUAAACAUAGCUACAAAGAUAUUGCUGCUAAGAAAGUUAAACUUAGAAAUGCUAAAUUCAAUGCAAAAUGGUUGGUCCCUGAAGAUCAACUUCCACUGCCCGAUACUAAAGAUGUUUUAAACUGGAUUGAACUGUCAGGAAAUUUAACUGAUAAAGAACUUAAAAUUACUGGAUCUAUAGCUGAAACUAUCCUUGAUAAUAUCAAGACUAAAGAAUGGACGGCUUAUGAUGUGGCUUCAGCCUUCUGCCAUCGUGCUUCAAUUGCACACCAAUUGACCAAUUGUUUAACUGAGGUAUUUUUUGAUGAAGCAUUAGAAAGAGCUACAGAGUUAGACAAGUAUUAUGAAGAUACUGGUAAGCUUGUUGGUCCAUUACAUGGAUUACCAAUCUCAUUGAAAGAUAAUUUCAAUAUUAAGGGUAAAGCCACUACUGUUGGUAUUGUUAACUUUUGUUUCAAUCCUGAAUAUUUCGAAGAAGAUGCUGUCUUAGUAAAACUUUUGAGAGAACAGGGAGCAGUUUUUUACGUUAAAACAAAUGUUCCAGUAGCAAUGAUGAUGCCAGAAUCAAUUAAUCAUAUCUGGGGAAAUACUACAAAUCCAAUGAAUAGAUUACUUAGUUCUGGUGGAUCUUCAGGUGGAGAAGCGGCUUUGAUUAAAUUGAAAGGUUCUGUUAUUGGUGUUGGACUGGAUAUAGGAGGUUCUAUUAGAAUUCCUGCUUCAUUUCAAAAUUUGUAUGCAAUUAGACCCACUUUUGGUAGAUUCCCUACCUAUGGUGCUAGAUCAGGUUUACCAGGUCUUGAAUCUGUUAAUAGUGUUAAUGGACCCUUGACAAAUACGUUAGAGGAUUUGGAGCUUUAUUGUAAAUCAGUUUUAGCUUGUGAACCUUGGUUACAUGAUGGGAAAUGUAUUGAAAUUCCUUGGAGAAAAGUUCAAAUCCCCGAGAAAUUGAACAUUGCGAUUUGUGGUGAUGAUCUUAUUACAAGACCAACGCCUCCAGUUAGAAGAGGUAUCUCAAUUAUCAAAGAAGCUUUAAUUAAAGAUGGACAUGAUGUUAUUGAUUGGGAACCAAUUGACCAUUUAAGAUUGGCACAAAUUUGUACUUCAUUCUUCCUUAGUGAUGGAGGAGUUCAUAUCACCAAGGAAACAGAUGCUACUGGUGAGACUUUGUUUCCUUAUAUGACCAAUUAUGGUACUAGUCCAGAAUUGAAAGUUUCAGAAUUAUGGAAAUUACAUGCUGAAAGAACUACAUUAAUUAAGAAAUAUCUUGAUAGAUGGUUAGCCAGUGGAAGUUUAACUAAAAAUGGUAAACCUAUUGAUGCUAUUAUUAUGCCUACCACUCCAUUUGCUGGUAAUCCAAAUGGAAAGUACCAUGAUAGUGUUGCUUAUACUUCACCAUUUAAUUUAUUAGAUUAUUCGGUAGGUAUUUUCCCAGUAACAAGAGCUAAUAAAGAUUUGGAUCCAGUUGAUGAUUCUAGCUCCAAUUACACACCUACUGAUACUAAGAUUUGGAGAGAUUAUAACCCUGAAGAGAGUCAUGGAGGUGCUGUUGCUCUACAAAUUAUUGGAAGAAAGUUCCAGGAAGAGAAGGUUAUUGAGAUGUUGAAAGUUAUUACGAAACUUAUUAAUUAUUCUGAUUAA